AUGAUGUCUCAAUCUCUCCGGGCCUCGCGCACCCUGUUCUCCCGUGCCUCUCGGGCACAGGUCUCGGUCGCUCGCCGCACCUUCCUGACCUCCGCCGUCCGCCAGGCCGACCCCGUCCAGGACCUGUACCUCCGCGAGCUCAAGGCCUACAAGCCCACCCCCAUCAAGGCUGGUGACGCCGACGAGCACGCCAACCUUGCCAGCGAAUUGUCCGCCUACGAGAGCCAGGAGGUCGAGGUCGAGGGCCAAGCCGCCGCCGGCGAGGCCGCCCCCGUCGAGGAGAGCUGGUUCGAGGAGGAAGAGGAGGCACCCGCUGCCCACUAA
Messenger RNA from Penicillium psychrosexuale, 324 nucleotides. Its product is annotated as ATP synthase subunit H. The record is from RefSeq and is a predicted model, not a curated record. Lineage: Eukaryota; Fungi; Ascomycota; Eurotiomycetes; Eurotiales; Aspergillaceae. The transcript is spliced from 4 exons. Bases 1 to 324 code for a protein of 107 amino acids. Gene Ontology annotation, biological process: proton motive force-driven ATP synthesis.